AUGCCCGCAGCCACGCACGCCGCGGCGCAGACGCCCGAGCGCAAGCUGCGCAUCGCCUUCAUCCACCCCGACCUCGGCAUCGGCGGCGCCGAGAAGCUCGUCGUCGACGCCGCACUCGGCCUGCAGGCGCGCGGCCACGACGUCGAGAUCCUCACCUCGCACCACGACCUGGCACACUGCUUCGAGGCGACGCGCGACGGCACCCUCGUCGUGCGCCAUGUGCGCACCCGCCUGCCGCGCUCGCUCUUCCACGCCUUCACGCUGCCCAUGGCCAUCGCGCAGCAAUUCUCGCUCUUCGCACAGCUGCUCGUGGCGCUCUUCGCCUUUCGCUUCCCAGGCACGCUGCCGGGCCCGCUGCUGCGCCUGCUCACGUCGCUGCCGCCGAGCGAGCCGUACGACGUCGUCUUUGUCGACCAGCUCUCGGCCAUCGUGCCGUGGGUGCGCACGCUGACGGCCACGCGCGUCGUCUUCUUCUGCCACUAUCCCGACAAGGAGAUCGGCGGCUCCAUCGCACGGCAGCGCGCCCUCGACCGCGGCUACGGCGGGCCGGGCCUGCUGCGCGCCCUGUACCGCAUCCCCUUUGACUUCUUCGAGGAAGCCACGAUCGACUCGUCCGACAAGAUUCUCGUCAACUCCGAGUUCACGCAGCGCCAGUUCGGCAAGAGCUUCCCGCGCCUGCGCCGCGAGCCGCGCGUGCUCUACCCGGGCAUCGACGCCGAGCACUACGACGCGCAGGGCGUCAAGCAGGCUGUCGACGCGCUGGGCGAGCUCGGCUCGGCGUCCAGCGUGCGGCACUGCAUCCGCGAUCUGUGCAUGGGCACCGACGUUCCGACGCUCGUCUCGAUCAACCGCUUCGAGGCGAAGAAGAAUGUGGCUCUGGCGCUCGAGGCGUUUGCCCAGCGUGUCAAGGAGCAGAACAAGAGCGGCAAGAAGCAGCCGCUGCGGCUCGUGGUUGUCGGUGGCUACGACCGGCGCGUGCGCGACAAUAUCGAGACGCUGGACGAGCUCGAGAAGCGCGCGACUCAGCUCGGCCUCGUCCACACGACGCUCUUCUGGACAGCGCAGCCGCACCAGCCGCCGGCGUCGGCACCUCCACAAGACCAGCUCGAGGCCCUGCAGGUCAUCUUCCUGCCGUCGCUGCCAGGCGCGCUGAUUCCGGCGCUGCUGCUCUCGCCCAACACGCGCGCGCUGCUGUACACGCCCAAGGACGAGCACUUUGGCAUUGUGCCGCUCGAGGCCAUGGCGUGCGGCGUGCCGGUGCUGUCAGCCAACUCUGGCGGACCAGUGGAGACCGUCGUCGACGCCGGCACGCCUACGCCCACUGGAGGCUUUACAAACCCCGACGGCACAGGCUUGCUGCGCCAGCCUCGCGCGGCGAUCUGGGCGGGCGCCAUUGGCAGCCUGCUCGACAUGAGCGACAGCCAGCGGGCAAAGAUGGCCAAGGCCAGCCGAGAGCGUGUGCGGGCGCGCUUCAGCACCGAGGUCAUGACCGACGGUCUCGAGGCCGCACUGCGCGACACGCUGGCCCUCGGCCGUCUGCGCAACGAGGAGAAUCUCUUCCUGUGGGGCAGCACCUUUGCCAUCUUUGCCCUCAUGGCCGCUUUCUUCUUCCACACGACGUGGAAGUAA
This is a messenger RNA of Tilletiopsis washingtonensis, 1629 nucleotides long. Its product is annotated as UDP-Glycosyltransferase/glycogen phosphorylase. Bases 1 to 1629 code for a protein of 542 amino acids. Gene Ontology annotation, molecular function: alpha-1,3-mannosyltransferase activity; GDP-Man:Man(1)GlcNAc(2)-PP-Dol alpha-1,3-mannosyltransferase activity. NCBI's taxonomy places the organism in Eukaryota, Fungi, Basidiomycota, Exobasidiomycetes, Entylomatales. The transcript is spliced from 7 exons. The record is from RefSeq and is a predicted model, not a curated record.